Molecule: messenger RNA, 4208 nt
Organism: Ciona intestinalis (vase tunicate)
Lineage: Eukaryota; Metazoa; Chordata; Ascidiacea; Phlebobranchia; Cionidae
Source: RefSeq, a predicted model, not a curated record
CAGCUGUGUUUAUAAAGAAUGAACGUUGAUUCGGUUUUCAAGGUGAAGAAGAGUGAAACAUGCUGCAUGCGACUAUGGAACCUGAUGUGAUCAAAGGCCUCGGCCCAUCAGCUGAUCAAUACACACACUCAAAGGCCGUAGCAUACUUCGAAGAGGUCAAAAACACAAACCAUGGAUUGGAGGUUUGUGCAAUUGCAUUAGCACAGGGCUCGUAUAAGGAGGACCAUGUCAAUUUCUUUAUGUGGCAGGUUUUAGAACACCAAGUAAAAUAUCGAUCUGAACAACUUGAUGACAACGUUAAAGCUGGGAUUCGCUCUACUUUGUUGACAUGGCUUGAAAACUAUAGCAAACAGCCUGAUGCACAACUACCAACCUAUGUUAAAAACAAAGCAUCCCAAGUGUUUGCCAUUGUAUUUGCCAAGGAAUAUCUCUCUGGUUGGCCACGUUUUAUGCUCGAUGUUUUGUUUACUGCUUUGGGAGAUAUUGGCAAUAAACCACCAAGUAAAAAUGGGGCCGAAAUAUUUCUUCGUAUUUUGCUUGCUGUGGAUACUGAAGUAGUGGACAGAACUAUUGAACAUACAUCUGAGGUUCAAACUCACAACCAGUUACUGAAAGACACGAUGCGAGAACGAUGUGUCAAUCAACUGGUGGACGCUUGGUUCUUUAUUCUUCGAGAUUUGUCCACAUACUCAAACUGUAUCUCUUUGUGCUUGGACACUGUUGGUGCCUAUGUUACGUGGAUAGAUAUAACUCUAAUUGCUAACAACAGGUUCAUGAGUUUAAUCCUUGGUUAUCUGACUUCAUCUGAAUCGAUGGCUGUUCGAGAAUCUGCAUCCGAAUGUAUAAAGGAAAUCUCUAUUAAAGGGAUGCUACCUGCUGAUAAACUGGCGUUGGUUGAACAACUAUGGGCUGCUGUGGAAUCAUCCGGUGUUCUCUCUAAUUUAGAUAAUGAAAAUGAAAUUGACUUUGUAAUAAAACUUUCAAGACUGGUGGCAGCCAUGGCUUCAACUUUAAUUGUUGCUUGGAACAGACUGGUUAAAGCAUCACCAAGUGAUAGCGGGAUCUCAGCUCUCUCCUCGGCGAUCCUCUCCAAACUCCCGGUGUGUCUCCACUUCUUUGAGCACGGUGAUGAUGACGUUUCAGCCGAAUGCAUCGAUUUCAUGAGAGAAUUUAUUGACAUGAUGAAAAAAUCACAACCAUCCGAGGAACCAAACAAAGAAAUGUUGAAAAAGAUAUUUUACUCGAUAUUAAAGAAACUUAAAUAUGAUGAAGAAUAUCGAUUUUCCAACGAGGGCGAAGAAGAAGUUGAGUUCCAGGAAUAUUUGCGUCGAUUAAAAAUUCUUUUCGACAAUUUAUCCAUGCUCUCUCCCGCCACCAUGCUGGAGAAUAUCCACGUAGUUUUGUCGGACACCCUCCCACAUUGGAGGCGUGCGUCUUUUGUAGACGUUGAAGUAGCCAUAAGAAUACUGUACAUGGUUGGGGAAAGUCUUCCGUCUAAUAUGAGCACGCAGUUCUCUAUGGAUAAAAAUAAAUCCUCACCUUUACAUAACAUGAUGACAUUGCUUGUUAGCAGUGAAGUAAGCAGCCAUCCCCACCCAGCAGUACGACUCCAGUUUUUCGAAACCGUAUCCAGAUACGACCGGUAUUUUCCGGUCACUGCAUCGGGGCAACAGCAGCACCCAGUGGUCACAGAUACAACAAUGUCGUUUCUCGACCACCGAGGCUUGAGGUCGAACGAGCCUAAAGUUCGAAGCAGAUGUGCUUACUUGUUCUCAAGAUUUGUGAAAACUCUAGGGAAACAGCUGAGUCAUUUCACUCAUGAGAUUCUAACACAAGUUCAGGAUCUUCUUGUGUUAAGUCCAGUGAAUGAUAUAGAGCGAGCGUUAUCUUGCGACGACCAACUAUUUGUGUACGAGCUCGCAGCCGUGACAAUUGUCAACAGCGACUCCGAUGCUGCAGGAAAGUCGUCGCUCAUGACUGCUCUCUUGCGCCCACUGGUUGAAGGUUUUCAGCCCCUUCUUCAUAAAAUGGUGGCGCUCGCUGAUGAGGAAAGUAACUCCGAGGACCAGUCAGCCCGUCCAAGCGAGAUGUACGCCAACACACUCAACUAUGCCAUGUCUUACGCAAGUCGUACUAGCAAAGCUUUCAGCAACAAGCAGACAAUCAGUCAAUCAGGUUGCAGCGAGGUUUACACCGAUGCUUUGAAAGUUUUUUUGCAAGUUUUGGAAACUCAACACCAUCGUAGCAUUCUACAUACUGGUGUUCGUCAAUACCUCCAUAGGAUGGUGAUUUGUUUAGAAGAUGAAGUUCUCCCUUUUGUCCCGAUCACCGUCCGCCACCUCCUUACAAACCAUGACCCGAAGUCUCUUCAUGAGUUUAUUCCUCUGCUAAACCAAAUCAUUUGUAAAUUCAAGAAACUGAUUGAACCGUUUCUGAGCGAGGUUUUCAUGUUGGUCGUUCGUGCCGUGUUCGAAGUAUUAUUACAUCAUAAUGGUGAUUCAUCUGUUCACGAGGAAGAUUCUCGUUUAAUACGGAGAUCAUAUUUCCAAUUUCUUGCAGCCGUCGUGUCUAACGGAGUUUCUGGGGUCAUAUUAAGACAAGCACCCUCCGAUGUGGAAAUGGUUCUGUCCACUCUGAUACAGGGAGCAGGGGAAAUCCCUGAUCCAGUAUCGCAGAAAAUCUGUUUCAGCGCGAUUGGGAAGCUUAUUGAGACGUGGGGCCAGAAUAAUGGUAUUUCUAUGUGGGAGUUCGUCACCAAAAGUGUUGUACCUGUGUGCUUGAUGGCGCCGCUCAGUGGCAGUUUUGAUUUGAACGACGCACAGACGGUCUUAGCACUCAACGAGUCAGCGUCUCUUAUGAAAACUAUCAACAAAUUACAUGGAGUGGAAUUGGAAAAGUUUUUGCGCCAACAAUUCCUUCCAUCACUUAACUUGUCAUCUGAUCAAAUUGAGAACUACUGUGGCGCAAUCCAACAACUUGAUGUUCGAAACUUCAAGGCUUAUACGAAGGCUUUUUUCUCCCGUCCGAAAACGUGACCAUCAGCACAAUGUUUUGAACAAUAUUGCUUUUAUUUAUUUUAACAAAGCAAAACUGGCCGAUGGUCCUAAUUUUUUGCUCGUUAUCAGUUUGCGUUGUCGGUUGUAACCGCAAAUGGUUUAACUCUCUGCUGUGUUCGUCCAAGCAAAUUACCUGUAACUUGUUCGCCUAUGUCCGUGAAGUACCUACAGCUUACGCUGAUAGCUAUCUACAAGUGAAAAACGUGGCCUCGGCCUCGGCCUCGGCGAUGUUUUUCACGAUUAAAAAUUGGUCAGAUUCAAAAAACAUAAAAUUAAAGAUUCUGUUAAUUCGGCAACUUUUACAGUGUUGCCGGAUUUGUGUUUGUCUCCAAUUUUUGCUGGACGUAAUGUGGCCAGCAUUUUGUUAAUCACUACUUUAGUGCAUUUUGCAUGUUUACGCCUCGACGAUGUUUUUCACUUAUAGUUAGCUAACAGCGUGAGUUGUAGGUACUUUGCAGGCAUGGAGCAAUAUUCAAUACCCCAGUAUGCAAGCUUGAUAUCAUGUUUGGUUUGUCCCAAAUUUUGAGUAUAUGUGCAAUUGGUAUACUAGGUAUAGUACUGUGGGGUAAGAUGGGACACCUUUAGCACAUAAUAUCUAAAUAUCCUGGUCGUAUUUUAAAAAUUUGACCAAAGUCUACUAAAUGGUCCGGAAAAAAAACGACUAAAAAGGUGUCCCAUCCUCUCCCGCCCUACUAUAUUGCUUAAACCUGGGAACUCGCAUACAUAAUUGCCAACCACGGGCCCUGGUACAAGUCUUAACUUUCAAAGCGUUGUUUUGUUGCUGCCAACUCAACUAAGUUGCUAUUUCAGUCGUUCUGCAUCUGACCGACUUUAUUUAUUAUUUUAAUAUUCCGACAUGUACUAACUUGAGUGUUGUGUUGGUUUUUAUUCGUGGUUUCCAGACCUCCUCUUUCGCUUUUUGCAACUCCGUGACGUCACAUGUUAUGACGUCAUAAUGCUCGGUAGCGGGUUUUAGUUUCUUUUAAGUUUUGGCACUGCAGAAUGGUGUAAAUAUAUUUAAAUCGAAGUGCCUUGUGAACAAAACAUGAAUGUCCUAUUUAUCGUAUACGCUGUAACGCAGUGUUGUAAAAACAUUCGAUGUUAUUUUAAGUACCAGGAUUAAAAGCGUAAUACACUUGAAUUUAAAUUCGA